Hippoglossus stenolepis (Pacific halibut) is the source of this 905-nucleotide messenger RNA. Its product is annotated as inactive N-acetylated-alpha-linked acidic dipeptidase-like protein 2. Bases 393 to 905 code for a protein of 170 amino acids. The transcript has 5 exons. Lineage: Eukaryota; Metazoa; Chordata; Actinopteri; Pleuronectiformes; Pleuronectidae. The record is from RefSeq and is a predicted model, not a curated record.
GAGAGAAGCUAGCAUUACAGGCAGACACAACACAGCCAGGGCAAACUAACAGGUGUAAAAGUGAGCACAGUAAGUGAAUACACAGAGCAGUCAGUGUAGCCUAUAGGUAAAGCAGACAUACAAGUAACCAAGCAGUGUUUUUACAGGCUGGAGGAGUGUCAGGUGAGACGGCAGGCAGCUCUCACUGCCGGCUUUACUUUUGUAGCUGGAGAAGCAUAGAGAGGCACAGAGAAGAUUCUGUUAGGGUGGCCGGUAUCCUCUGCUGCCCCCUCUUUGAGACACACACACACACACACGCUCAGACUGAGGCAACCACUGGGGCAUUCAACCAACUCAGCUUUGCAAGGCCAUUUGAAACAGCAGACCUACUCCAGCACAUCAGACGUGACAUCAUGGCAUACAGGAAAGUGUGUGACGCCCAGGGUGGCCCACUGGUCGGUGAGGGUCUGCACUGCUCUGGAGGUCUGGAUCUUGACUGGGACCUGGACAAGGAGGAGCUGCAGGAGCCAGGACCAAGCAUGGACCGAAUGCAGAUGCAACAUAUAGACUGCCAGAGAUCAGCGUGUUCAGACCCUGGCCCUGAUCCUGACCCCGAGCUGAUGGAACCCAUCCAGCCUUCAGUUUCGGUUUCACCACAUGGUCGGUUUGAACGACUCCAAGAAGAUCCUAACUACAUCUCCCACUUUACCAGGGCUCCUGCUCAUAAAGGUCAAAGACGACUCCACUGCUUCCUGCUCAGGUACUUCCUGGCUGCAGUGGGGCUUUUUGUCCUGGGUCUCCUCAUUGGCUGGUUCACUCACACACAAAGCGUCAAACGUCCUGUGCCCCCAUCCGACAGCUCAGACCUGCUGGAGGAGCUGCUUAAAGGAAUCACAGCCGAAAAGAUAGAUGCUCUUCAGAAGUAA